AUCCAAAGGCGCCUAAAGAGUGGCGUGACAAACACGCGACGGGUUCUCGCGAUGUUUGAAAACACGCAUGUCGACUGUUGAAAUCUUGGUUGACACAAAGAUCAGUAGCCGAAUCUUUUACAACCGUUUGAUAUUUGUACUGCACUCCGUGAUUUAAUACACAGGCGGAACAUCACCGUGUGCCCAAGAGGGCCUAAUAUUCAACAUGUAUCACAACAGCUCACAGAAGAAAUUCUGGACUUAUGAUAAAGAGGAGACAUUAGAUAAAUUAAGAUUAGAAGCUAAUCAGAAGUUCUGUUCAAAAGCCCUAUCCAGUGGUAAGCCUGGAAUAAAUGAAUCCAUCUUCCUUGAUGGACGGGAAGAGAAAGUGCUUUUCAGACACUACGAGAAGAGAUUGUUAGACUUCUGUGCCAUGUUCAAGCCAGUGAUGCCUAAAUCUGUAGUGGGAACAGCUUGUAUGUAUUUUCGAAGAUUCUAUUUAAACAACUCUUUAAUGGAUUAUCACCCUCGGACAAUAAUGUUGACAUGUACAUAUCUCUCCUGUAAAGUGGAUGAGUUUAAUGUGUCUAGCACUCAGUUUGUGGGGAACCUUCAGGACAGCCCAGCGGGACAGGAGAGAGCUCUAGAACAGAUUCUGGAGUAUGAACUGCUCCUUAUCCAGCAGCUCAAUUUUCAUCUAGUUGUUCACAAUCCGUAUCGGCCCUUGGAGGGUUUUCUGAUUGACAUGAAGACCAGAUACCCAUUGUUAGAGAACCCAGAGAUACUGAGAAAAAGUGCUGAAGACUUUCUCAACAGAGCAGCAAUGACAGACACCGGACUCCUCUUCUCUCCGUCUCAGAUCGCCCUCACAGCCAUCCUCAACAGUGCAACACGUGCUGGCCUGAAGAUUGAGGCAUAUUUGACCGAAUGCAUGGGGCUUAAAGAGGAUAAAGAGACCCUCUCUAAGUUGUACGAGUCAAUGAGACGAAUAACAAGUCUUAUGAAAGUGUACGAGCUUCCCAGAGCUGAGGAGGUCGAUACCUGCAAACAGAAACUGGAAAGGAUUCAUGCUGAAUUUGCUACAAACUUGAAAAGAAAACAUGGAUAUGAAGAUGACGAUCACGUUGUGAAAAGGCAGAUGGUUGCUGAGGAAGAAUGGACUGAUGAGGAUUUGGAUGCAUUAUGAUGAAAUUGUUUUUAAAUCGGCAACAUCCUUGACAGUUAUUUCAUGAACGGGUUGAGUGAUUCCAUUUGACACUUGCUGUUGUCAAACUAAAUUGUAAAUAUUUCAGCAAAAUGUUGUCUGUCUUCUCUGAAAAUAAAA
Molecule: messenger RNA, 1303 nt
Organism: Rhinichthys klamathensis goyatoka
Lineage: Eukaryota; Metazoa; Chordata; Actinopteri; Cypriniformes; Leuciscidae
Gene: ccnh
Product: cyclin H
Exons: 10
Coding region: 206-1165 (319 amino acids)
Biological process (GO): DNA-templated transcription; regulation of transcription by RNA polymerase II; regulation of cyclin-dependent protein serine/threonine kinase activity
Cellular component (GO): transcription factor TFIIK complex; nucleus
Molecular function (GO): cyclin-dependent protein serine/threonine kinase regulator activity
Source: RefSeq, a predicted model, not a curated record